AAGAAGGGGAGUAAUGUAAAAGGUAAUUUCUAAUGUGAAUUUUAUAAGAGAAUUGUCAGUCACUUUGGCCCAGAAUGAGCCUGGAGACAUGGUGUUGAACAAAUGAUCUGAGAUGUUUAGAUGACUGAAAGUGAGGGAGUAGCUGAGAAGAGGCAGAAUAAUUAUAAAGCCUGGGGACAGCAAAGUAUUGCCUUCUUUUUUUGUACCACCAGUUCUAGAUACACAUAGUAUGUCCUCACUAAACGUUUGAAUUGCCUUAAAUUCCAAUUUGAAUUGAGGCAGAAAAUCUUUCUUAAAUGUAUCCAGUUUAUUUUUGAAAUUGUGUCCUUAGUGUUCUAAAAUAACUAGAAGAUAUCUCUGACUAAAUAAGACGCAUGUCCGAACUUUUGCUGGUGGACUAACCAUUAUUCUAUAUGGCUGUUUAUUUUCUGUUAUUGAAGUAUAUUUUUGUAAAAGUGAGAGAUUAAGUAAACUUUGAGGGGAGCUUUGUACAUAAAGUCUAUCAAAGAAUACUAUGAAAGAUGGGGGAAGUAAGGGAGAUGACAUUCCUACCCUCUUCGUCUUGGAAUGAUUUGUGCUUGAUGGGUUAGUUAUAUGCAUAGAGAUCAUGUUAGCACUAACUGAUGGAAUCCUGUGACCAGCUCUGUAAGGCUCUGUCUAUCAGCAAAGGUUGGAAAGGGCAAAAAACAAUGCUGGACAAUGCUGGACUAGCUAUGGCAUUUUCCUAGGCAUAUUCCCCUAGUAUUGGUUAUUAUGUAAUGUGGGUACUUCUGCAGCUGUGGUACUUGAGGGAACAGGUUGAUUCAUUAUGUUUACAGAGACCAAAGAAGACAAGAGGGACUUUGCCCAACUGCCGAUAUGGAGCAGGUGUUAUCAACAGGCAGACCUGUGCAGAUCACUGUGACAGACGGAUAUGACUUGAAAGGUUUUAAAGGAGAUACUCCAGUUACUUUUAUUCGUGCAGAAUUCAAUCAAGUGGUUCUGGGAGACUCUGCAAAAGUUACGGUUUCUCCAGAAGGAACUGCAAAAUACAACUUCAUGAGCAGUUUUGAAUACAGUCCUGAAGGAGGAAUUACUUUAGAUGACCUUGCCCACAAACCUGUGUUCUUAACUAUGACUGAAGUUUUACCAAAGGAAAAGAAACAGAAAGAUGAGAAGACUUCAAUUCUUGGUCAAGCUGUGGUGGACCUUCUUCCUUUACUGGAAGGAGAGAGUUCAUUUGAAACGAUGGUCCCCUUGCACCCUGUGCCAGGCUCGCCUUUAGAACCUGUUCGGUCAGGUGUAAAGCAGUGCAGUCUUGAAGUUAAAGUAUUUGUGGCAGAACCCUUAUUGACCACAGCACAAAUCUUAGGAGGCAAUCUACUGAAAGUCACAUUGGAGGCUGCCUACUCUGUGCCUGAAUCUUUCAUUCCAGUAGGGCCUAUGCAGAACUACAUGGUUGGUAUGCAAGUUCCAUCAGUUGGAGAGAAAGACUAUCCCAUUUUGUUCAAGAAUGGAACUCUAAAGCUUGGAGGGGAAAGAGAACCGGUUCCCAGGCCCAAAAAAUGGCCAAUUGCCAACAUAAUGGCUCCAGGAGCUAAUAACAUUCCUGAUGCUUUCAUCAUUGGUGGGCCCUAUGAGGAAGAAGAAGGAGAACUCAACCACCCCGAGGACAGGGAAUUUAGGAACCAAGCAGAGUGCAUAAAGAAAAGGAUUAUUUGGGACUUGGAAAGUCGCUGCUACCUUGAUCCUCCUGCAGUGGUCAGUUUUCAGAAGCGAAUUGCUGAUUGUCGAUUUUGGCCUGUAGAGAUCACAAGAGUUCCUCUGGCUACUGCACCCAAAGGGAAAGCUGCAAAAUUUGAUAAGGCUGAUGAUGAAAGUCAGCUUUCAUUUCAUGGUGUGGCUUAUGUUAAUAUGGUCCCAUUGCUGUAUCCAGGUGUGAAGAGAAUUCGGGGAGCUUUUCAUGUUUAUCCUUACCUAGACAGGACAGUCUAUGAAAAGACCAAAUGUUUAUUUAGCUUGUUCCGGGAUACUGGCCAUCAUUUGAUUCAGAAUAAUAAAAUAGGAGGAAUUAAUUCUCCAUUGUCUAAACCUGUUGUUUCUAAGAACGUGAAAGAAGAGAAAACAGUCAAAGAAAAGGAUAUGGAUGGAAGGCUUAGGCCUGGGGAUUUGCAAGCACCUAGUAUAAAAUCUCAGAGCUCAGAUACUCCUUUGGAAAUUGAAUCCUCUCUAAGCCACAAUCCAGAAGGACAGCAAUAUGUAGAAGCAGGGACAUACAUUGUGUUGGAGAUUCAGCUGGACAGAGCCUUGGUUCCACAGCGAAUGCCAGAGGAGCUAGCCAGAAGGGUCAAGGAAAUGAUUCCUCCAAGGCCACCUCUUGCCCGUCGGACAGGAGGAGCUCAGAAGGCGGUGAGUGACUACCACAUGCAGAUCAAGAAUAUAUCUAGAGCUAUUCUGGAUGAGUAUCAUAGGAUGUUUGGAAAACAGGUGGCCAAACUGGGGAGUGAUAUGGAUAGUGAAACUGUGGAGGAGCAGAAGUGCCUGCUCAACUAUGAACUUAACUGCUCUGGAAAAUACUUCGCUUUCAAAGAACAACUCAAGCAUGCCGUAGUAAAGAUUGUGAGAGAGAAGUAUUUGAAGACGACAUCAUUUGAAAGCCAGGAGGAACUGCAGACAUUUAUUAGUGAGCUCUAUGUGUUCUUGGUGGAUCAGAUGCAUGUGGCCUUAAACCAGACCAUGCCAGAUGAUAUCCAAGGUGCUGUUUCAACCAUUUAUACAAGCAGUGAACAGCUUCGACUCUUUGCAUUUGAAGCAGAAGUAAAUGAGAACUUUGAAAUGGCAGCAGUGUAUUACGAAGAGAGGUUGGUCCGUGAGCCCCAGAACCUGGAACACUGGCUGGACUACGGUGCCUUCUGCCUCCUAACUGAGGACAACAUCAAAGCACAGGAGUGUUUUCAGAAAGCCCUUUCCCUCAACCAGAAUCAUAUCCAAAGCUUGUUGCUGUGUGGUGUCCUGGCUGUCCUGAUGGAGAACUAUGAGCAGGCAGAAAUUUUCUUUGAGGAUGCUACUUGCUUGGAACCAACUAAUGUUGUAGCCUGGACUUUACUUGGUUUGUACUAUGAAAUUCAAAACAAUGAUAUUCGAAUGGAAAUGGCAUUUCAUGAAGCCUUCAAACAACUUCAGGCACGAAUGCUUCAGGCACAAGUAAUGAAGCAGAGGAUCACUGGUAUUGUGGAGUAUGUUGAAGAAGGAGGGAAAGUAGAAGAAUCCAGUUUAGGCCCUUGGGGAAUCACUAAUGGUUCCUCUGCAACAGCAAUGAAGGUGGAAGCCCCAGCAGGACCAGGAGCUCCAUCAUCCAUUCUAGAUGACUUUCUUGAAGAAUCUUCCAAACUGCGGUCUGACUCACGAGAACACAUUUUACCCACACAAUCUCAGGAUCCAGCUGUCACCCAAAAACCAUCCAAUAUACUUCUCAAGGAGAUACCAGCGAAAAAAGAAACAUCAAAAUGUCAAGAUUCAUCAACCUUUUUGCAUCCUAGCCCUCAUGGUGUUUCCCAAACUCCUGCCACCAUCUUCAUGGAGACUAUACAUUUCUUGAUGAAAGUCAAUGCUGUUCAGUAUGUGCACAGAGUGCUUGCACAUGAGCUGUUAUGCCCUCAAGGAGGCCCCAGCUGCGAGUAUUACUUGGUACUGGCCCAGACACACCUACUCAAGAAGGACUUUGCCAAGGCAGAGGAAUACCUUCAACAUGCAGCCCAGAUGGACUACCUGAACCCUAAUGUCUGGGGCGUGAAGGGCCAUCUCUAUUUUCUAAGUGGAAAUCAUGCUGAGGCCAAGGCAUGCUAUGAGCGAACCAUUAGUUUUGUAGUGGAUGCUUCUGAGAUGCACUUCAUCUUCCUGCGACUGGGGCACAUCUAUCUGGAAGAGAAAGAGUACGAAAAGGCAAAGAAAACCUACCUGCAAGCCUGUAAGAGAUCACCUACAUGCCUUACCUGGCUAGGACUGGGAAUAUCCUGUUAUCGGCUGGAGGAGCUCACAGAGGCUGAGGAUGCUCUCUCUGAAGCCAAUGCGUUGAACAACUACAAUGCUGAAGUAUGGGCAUAUCUGGCUCUAGUCAGCCUCAAAGCUGGACGGCAACUGGAAGCGGAGCAGGCCUAUAAGUACACAAUGAAGCUGAAACUAAAAGAUAAGGCUCUGCUUGCAGAGAUCCACAUGGUACAGGAGACGGUUGGCUUUGGAAAUCCAUCUUUCUGACAUCCUUCCAGCUGAAGAAUAUUCUGUGUGGGACUCUGAGCUCCUUUCCUUCCCAGAGAGAUCAAGCCCUGGACAUUUCACCAUAUGAGGCCUGUGGAUGGAAAAUACCGUAAACAGAAACCCAUUCAUUUCCACUGGCUAUUUUACUGGAUGGCUGUUACCGGAUAUUUUACAGGUUGACAGUAAACUGAGUAACAAUAAAAAAUGAAAAAGAUUCAAAAUUCA
Callorhinus ursinus (northern fur seal) is the source of this 4458-nucleotide messenger RNA. Lineage: Eukaryota; Metazoa; Chordata; Mammalia; Carnivora; Otariidae. The record is from RefSeq and is a predicted model, not a curated record.